CCCGCGGGCUGCCGGCCGGGAAGCGGAACCCGGAAGCGGCGGCGGCGUUGCCAUGGCGACCGCGGCCUAGCGGGGCCCGCCAUGUCCUUCAAGCGCGACGAGAGCGACCCGGGGCCGCUGCGGGCGCUGCAGAGGCGCCGCGUGGCCGAGCUGCUGGCCAGUGCCAUCCCCGAGGACGAGGCGCUGCUGCUGCGCGACGGCCGGCUGGCGUGCUCGCUGUGUCCCCAGCGCCCCGUGUGUGACACUCUGCAGACACUGCUGCUGCACCGGGCGGGCCGCAAGCACCUGGACAGCGCCGCUGCUGGCCCGGACGCGCCGCCUGGCCCGGAGCGCGCUGCUGCCAUCGGCACCGUACAGCGGCUGCUGCCGGAGAGCGACGAAGGGCAGCAGUUCCCGGGCCGGGAUGCCAGGGGUGAUCCCGAAAAAUUCCCAGACGCCGCCGGAGCCCUCCUGGAACCCCGGGAAUUCCAGAAAUUCCGAAACCCCCAGCCCCGCACACACAGACGGCAUUCCCAAGGACAGGAAACGGGGAAGGAAAGGAAAUUCCCGGAUUUCCGAAGGGCCAGAAGGAAAUUCCCGAUGUUCCGAAGGGCCGAGCCCGGAGCAGCUGCGGAUCCUGCGGCACCACCUGCACCUGCGCAGCCGGGGCUGGCUCCAGGAUGCUGCUGGGAAUUGGGUGAAGGACGGGAACGCCGAGUUCGACUCCGACGAGGAGGAGCCGCCCCCGCUGCCGCCGGCCUGACGUCCCCACGUGUCCCCAGGUGUCCCCACAUGUCCCCACGUGUCCCCAGGUGUCCCCACAUGUCCCCAGGUGUCCCCAGAGCGCCGGGAAUAAAGGGGGAAUUUUUUUGGACCAUUUUUCCGCUUUAUUCCCGGCGGUCCCUGAGAUCGGGGCGGGCACAGGGGAGUUUUUAGGAUUUCUUCUGUUGGCGACCUGAGGGGAGAGAAAAGGGGGGGUCAGGGGUGGGACCCCAAAGUCCUGCCCCGAGGGGACACUUGGGGACACUUGGGGACACCUUGGGGACACCUGGGGACCCCUGGGGACACUUGGGGACCCCUGGGUGCCCCGGGCACUCACGCAGCUCGCUGUUGCGGGUGAGGGCGGCGGCGGCGCGCGCCCGCGGGCCCUGCUGGCUGAAGGUGUAGCCGAAGCGCAGCAGGGACGGGCACUGCUCCAGGGUGGCCGCCAUGGCCAUCUCCACCGUGUCCCCCAUGCGCUGGCACUGCGGGGACAUGGGGGACAGGCUGUGUCAGUGUCACCGCCCAGCACUGCGGGGACAUGGGGGACAGGCUGUGUCAGUGUCACUGCCCCAUCUCCACCGUGUCCCCCAGGUCUGGCACUGCGGGGACAUGGGGGACAGGCUGUGUCAGUGUCACAGCCCCAUCUCCACCGUGUCCCCCAGGCGCUGGCACUGCGGGGACAUUGGGGACAGGCUGUGUCAGUGUCACCGCCCCAUCUCCACCGUGUCCCCCAGGCGCUAGGCACUGCGGGGACAUUGGGGACAGUCAGGUCACUGUCACCUCCCCUGCUGUCCCCGCUGUCACCUGGUUGUCCACGCGCAGCUCGCUGAGGGUCGGGCAGUGCCCGAUGGCGGCCAGCAGCCGCAGCAUGCCCGCGCUGGUGAUGAAGUUGGA
This is a messenger RNA of Taeniopygia guttata (zebra finch), 1635 nucleotides long. It is a transcript of the gene SCNM1, whose product is annotated as sodium channel modifier 1. Gene Ontology annotation, biological process: RNA splicing. The record is from RefSeq and is a predicted model, not a curated record. NCBI's taxonomy places the organism in Eukaryota, Metazoa, Chordata, Aves, Passeriformes, Estrildidae. Gene Ontology annotation, cellular component: nucleus.